This is a messenger RNA of Dama dama (fallow deer), 8039 nucleotides long. RefSeq names its product xenotropic and polytropic retrovirus receptor 1 (gene XPR1). The record is from RefSeq and is a predicted model, not a curated record. Gene Ontology annotation, molecular function: inositol hexakisphosphate binding. Gene Ontology annotation, biological process: cellular response to phosphate starvation; phosphate ion transport. Bases 200 to 2290 code for a protein of 696 amino acids. NCBI's taxonomy places the organism in Eukaryota, Metazoa, Chordata, Mammalia, Artiodactyla, Cervidae. Gene Ontology annotation, cellular component: plasma membrane; cytoplasm; Golgi apparatus. The transcript has 15 exons.
CGGGGCUAUGGAGAGGAGGAGGAAGAUGGCGGGAGGGCGGCUCUGAGGGGACCUCGGCGGCGGCGGAGGAGGAGAGAAGCGCAGCGCCGCGCCGCGCCGGGGCCCAUGUGGGGAGGAGUCGGAGUCACUGUUGCCGCCGCCGCCGCCGCCGCCGCCUGUAACUGCUGGACCCGAGAAGGAGUGAAAGGGAGACGGCAGGAUGAAGUUCGCCGAGCACCUCUCCGCGCACAUCACUCCCGAGUGGAGGAAGCAAUAUAUCCAGUAUGAGGCUUUUAAGGAUAUGCUGUAUUCAGCUCAGGACCAGGCACCUUCUGUGGAAGUUACAGAUGAGGACACAGUAAAGAGGUAUUUUGCCAAGUUUGAAGAAAAGUUUUUCCAAACCUGUGAAAAAGAACUUGCCAAAAUCAACACAUUUUAUUCAGAAAAGCUCGCAGAGGCUCAGCGCAGGUUUGCUACCCUUCAGAAUGAGCUUCAAUCAUCACUGGAUGCACAGAAAGAAAGCACUGGUGUUACCACGCUGCGACAACGCAGAAAGCCAGUCUUCCACCUGUCCCAUGAGGAACGUGUCCAACAUAGGAAUAUUAAAGACCUUAAACUGGCCUUCAGCGAGUUCUACCUCAGUCUUAUCCUGCUGCAGAACUAUCAGAAUCUGAAUUUUACAGGGUUCCGAAAAAUCCUUAAAAAGCAUGACAAGAUCCUGGAAACAUCUCGUGGAGCAGAUUGGCGAGUGGCUCAUGUAGAAGUAGCCCCAUUUUAUACAUGCAAGAAAAUCAACCAGCUCAUCUCUGAAACUGAGGCUGUAGUGACCAAUGAACUUGAAGAUGGUGACAGACAAAAAGCUAUGAAGCGUUUACGUGUUCCCCCUUUGGGAGCUGCUCAGCCUGCACCAGCAUGGACUACUUUUAGAGUUGGCCUAUUUUGUGGAAUAUUCAUUGUAUUGAAUAUUACUCUUGUGCUUGCCGCUAUAUUUAAACUUGAAACAGAUAGAAAUAUAUGGCCCUUGAUAAGAAUCUAUCGGGGUGGCUUUCUUCUGAUUGAAUUCCUUUUUCUACUGGGCAUCAACACGUAUGGUUGGAGACAGGCUGGAGUAAAUCAUGUGCUCAUCUUUGAACUUAAUCCAAGAAGCAAUUUGUCUCAUCAGCAUCUCUUUGAGAUUGCUGGAUUCCUUGGGAUAUUGUGGUGCCUGAGCCUUCUGGCAUGCUUCUUUGCUCCAAUUAGUGUCAUCCCCACAUAUGUGUACCCACUUGCCCUUUAUGGAUUUAUGGUUUUCUUUCUCAUCAACCCCACCAAAACUUUCUAUUAUAAAUCCCGGUUUUGGCUGCUUAAACUUCUGUUCCGAGUGUUUACAGCCCCCUUCCAUAAGGUAGGCUUUGCUGAUUUCUGGCUGGCCGACCAGCUGAACAGCCUGUCCGUGAUACUAAUGGACUUGGAGUACAUGAUCUGCUUCUACAGCUUUGAGCUCAAAUGGGACGAAAGUGAGGGCCUGUUGCCAAAUGAGUCAGAAGAACCAGAAAUUUGCCACAAAUAUUCAUAUGGUGUGCGGGCUGUUGUUCAGUGCAUUCCUGCUUGGCUUCGCUUCAUCCAGUGCCUGCGCCGAUACCGAGACACAAAAAGAGCCUUUCCUCAUUUAGUUAAUGCUGGGAAAUACUCCACGACUUUCUUCACGGUGACGUUUGCAGCUCUUUACAGCACUCACAAAGAACGAAGUCACUCAGACACCACGGUGUUCUUUUAUCUAUGGAUCGUCUUUUGUUUCAUCAGUUCCUGUUAUACCCUCAUCUGGGAUCUGAAGAUGGACUGGGGUCUUUUUGAUAAGAAUGCAGGAGAAAACACCUUCCUCCGGGAAGAGAUUGUAUAUCCCCAAAAAGCCUACUAUUACAGUGCCAUCAUAGAGGACGUGAUCCUGCGCUUUGCUUGGACUAUCCAGAUCUCAAUUACCUCCAUGACUUUGUUGCCUCAUUCUGGGGACAUCAUUGCUACUGUCUUUGCUCCCCUUGAGGUUUUCCGGCGAUUUGUGUGGAACUUCUUCCGCCUGGAGAAUGAACAUCUGAAUAACUGUGGUGAAUUCCGUGCUGUGCGGGACAUCUCUGUGGCCCCUCUGAAUGCUGAUGAUCAGACGCUGCUAGAGCAGAUGAUGGACCAGGAAGAUGGGGUUCGGAACCGCCAGAAGAACCGGCCGUGGAAGUACAGUCAGAGCAUAUCCCUGCGCCGGCCUCGCCUCGCCUCUCAAUCCAAGGCUCGUGACACUAAGGUAUUGAUAGAAGACACAGAUGAUGAAGCUAACACUUGAAUCCUCUGAAGUCUAGAUUAACAUCCUUGGUUUUCCUACUCUACAAUUCUUUCCUCGACCAAUGCAACCUCUAGUACCUUUCCAGCCGAAAACAGGAGAAGACAUAUAACACAUUUUCCGAGCUCUUCCAGAUCGGAUCCUAUGGACUCCAAACAAGCUCACUGUGUUUCUUUUCUUUUCUUCUUGUUUAAUUUUCAUUUUCUAUUUUUAAAACAAAUAUUUACUUCAUCUUGCCAAUCAGAGGACAUUUUAAGGAACAAAAAUAUAGUAUCUUCUGGAUUGUUUACAAUCACAAGGAUACAGAUACCUAUCAGGAUGAAGAACAGGCAUUGCAAAGGACCCUCUGAUGGGACGGUACCGAGAUACCUCGGCUUCCGCUUGGCCCGGUUUUGACUGGUUGAAACCGGACAUUGAUUUUUAAAUUUUUUGUCAGUUUAUGUGGAGAAUCUUUUCCUUUCCUUCAUACCCAGCGCAAAAGCACUGGCCGCACUUGCAGGGAAAGUGCAACUUAGAGCAGUACCUUCAUUCACGAAGCUACUUUUUAAUUUGAUGUAACUUUUCUUAUUUUGGGGAGGGUUGCUGGGUGGGUGGGAAAGAUGAUGUAUUUGUUACAUAUGGUUUUCUCAUUAUUUAUGAAACUUAACCAUAAAAGAAUGAUAUAACUCCUGUACAAUGAAGGUGAUAACAGUGAAGACAGGGGAAACUAAUGUUGGACAGCAUUUGAGGGUUUAGUCCACAAUACCUCUUUCAUGAGACGACUUGUACCUGUUUGACUUUUCCUUCCUUUCUUUUUAAUUUUAAGCCAAAGUUUUAUUACUGAUGUUUUAAGUUGCUGCUGCUUCUGAAUCCUGAGCGUGUCUCCUGCAACAAAGCCUUCACACACGUCCACACGACCAGUUGAAAUUUAUUGAAGAGGUCUGAUACAUUUUUAUAAGGAACAGAUGUGGAAUACAUUUGCCCAUAUUCCAACCGUAACUGAAGUUACGCCUUAUUAAGCUUCAACAUGUAGGGUAAUUGAAGUACAGUCUUUACCAACUUGGGAUUAGAAGGCACAGUUAUUUCAUAGACUCUCUACACCCUCAUUGGAUAGUUUUUCUUCUGGGCCCACUUACUUUAGCCAGGAGUUGAUCAAAUUAAAAGUCUGUCUUGGGGAAACCGUGCUUUUGAGAGCAUAGAACAAGUUAUCUUUCCUCUCUCACUUGACAGCGAUGAAACAGAGAUUGGCAGCCGCUUCUCCCAGCAGUUUUAAAGGAUGAACAUUAGAUUUCACGCCCUCCUGUGACGGAAAAACUGCUUUUACAAUUUGGGGGGCCUAAGCUUGGUUAUACACAAAAAGCAUAUUUCUUAGAAAUUUCAGACUAUAAUGGUCUGUACACAAUGCUCAUUUUCACUUUUGUCUAAUUUCUUUCCUAAGUCAUCAGAUAAGCCCAAAAACCCUAAAGGAUUUUUCUCCCUUGAAUGUGAUUGGCAUUAAAUUUAGCAUUAUCAUUUACUUAGUAUUAAAAGCAUAUAAUUACUGCCCUUUGGUAUACCCUUUUGUUAUUAGCUCUUAUGCCAUGCAUCACAAGUCUUCACUCAUCCCUGUCAUGAUUCCAGGAGAUUAAUUAAAAUUCCUGUUACUACCAAAAUUUUACCAAUUAACUAACAUUUUCUUUUUAAAGGAAUUUUUUCAUCUUUAUUCUGUCAAGCUUCCAAAAUUUGGUCCCCCUCUGAAUUGAGACUUUUUUUUUUCUGAAAAAUCACAAAUCUCUGUGGUCUUUACUGCUUUGUUUGUCUUGCCAAGCAUAUUCCUUGGCCCACAACUGAUGAAGAGAAAUUUAAUUUUUUUUUUUAAGUUUAAAUAAAAUGGAUCAUUUCUAAUAAUCAGUGGUAACAAUUUAGUGACCCUUAAUAGAUUAAAGGUUGCAUUAUUUAUACUUGGAAUUUUUUUUCCUAACUAUUCUGGGUUUGUACAUUAAAACUGUGAGGGAAAUAUCACUGGUCUGUCCAGAAGGAGCAGUAAUUAUUACUGAGUUAUAUAGAAAAGUCCAGUGGACCAGUCAUUUCUUGUACAAAUAAAAUUGGUGGUACUAAUGUGUAUCCAGAGCAAUUUGACUUGUCAGCUUCAUUCUCUGUUAGUAAACCUAUAUAAUGACACACGUAAAAUCUUACAGUUGACUUCUGGUAUUUUAAUUCCCCAGUGUUUUUACUUUAGUGUAUCCUAUGGCCAGUUUGGUCUUUUUUCAACUAUAAUGAUUCUCAACCCUGAUCAGUAUUAUUUUUUCAUAGAUAAUGCAUUGUUUGAAUAUAUUCUUUUUCUGCUGUUGGUCCUAUCAGAAUAGUUUGUUCGGGAAUGAUAAGGCUUAGGUAACAUUCAGCUUACUUUGACAGAUGCUUAAACAUGUUUUUAAAUACAACAGCUUUAUGUUCCUCCUGAAGCUGUAAAGAGAAAAGAAGGCUUUUCCUCAUCAAGAGGAAACAGUUUGAAAGAUAGAAUUUAUAAUUUUUUCCUCCAGAAAAGGCAAUGUGCAUUUUUGUCACCUAACUUUUGUAUGCUGUAGUUGUGAAUGCUGUGUCCUACCUAAAACUUUACUGAAGCGUUUUGUACACUGAAACUCUCAGUAGAACUCCUAGGAAAUGAACAUCACAGAGUUAUUUUAAAGGAGCAGCAAUCUAACCAAAGGAAAAACUUCACCUGAUUUUAGGUUUAGGAAGUCUAGUUUUAUUUUAUUUGAGAAUCACUCAAUUGAUGGUAUCAGUUAAAAUACCCCCAAAUGAAUGAAAAAGAAGUAUUUUUAAAAGAGGAUAAAAUUUCUUUUUCAUUUUGUGAUAAUAUGGAAAGCAUUGAUGUGUGUAGAGAAAGUAAAAGCCAAAAGUAGCUUAUUUUCUAUGCACAGAUAUGCUCCUCUAAUUAAGGCUGCCUACACCAUUAAAAUGGAGUAAUUGAGGACUUCAUACCAUACAGAGAGACAGUAAAAUGAUCACACAUUGUCAUCAUUAAUUAGGUUAUAAUAGUUAUUUUUAAGAUUGGAAAGAGGUUGGAAACAUGUGCAACUUUCUUUUUCCGCAUCAGCCCUUUUUCUCCUUAGAAAAGCUGCUUCAUUUCAGAUACAGAAGCAGUGUUGUGGGAGGAGAAUGCCAGUUACCCCAGCAGUAGCAUGUGUGAACCCUUAGAGAAGGAAAAUGGAGCCCAGCCCCUCGGAUUUGUGACAUCCCAGUAUCCCAACAUGUAGUUUGAAGAUUUUAACUGAGAUUUCAUUAGAAGUAACUUGUUGGUAUAUGGUAUCCUUCUACCAUGGUUGACCAAAGUAUAUUCAUGAUAACUAGAGAAAGCAGUUCAUGCUUUCUUAAUUAAGGCAAGUUAAGAAUAAGAGAAAAUAGCCUAUUAUUGAGUGUACAGGCAUUGAUUAACAGACAUUUAGUUGAAGAGAAAUAAGGUAAUUGUGGAGGUAGCAGAGAAGAGCAAGAGGAAGCUGGAGCUUGGCAGCAGAACCGGGCAGUGAGGAAAGUGGAUGAGCUUGAUCACAUGGAGGUGAUGCUGCCCUUUGCAGUCUUUGCUUUGGGUGGUUAUACUGCUGGUAGCCACCUGCCUGUUUGGCUACCCUCUUUCUCCACUACUUUCCUUUACUCGGGAAAUAGUUCUUUAUGCCCAAAUGCAAUUUUCUUAGCAAUGACUAGAAAAAAUUUUUAAGGAAAGUAAUUUAGAAAAUAACUAUCCAUGGUGUUAUUUUAUUCAAAUAUUUAGGAUUCUCUGAUGUGAUUGCACUUUAUUUGGUAAAUGAAUUUCAGAUUAUUUUCUGUAAUAGUUUGCAUGAAAUUUUUUAACUCUUAAGAAACAAGAGCUGUACAGCAUAUUGAAAUUUUAAAAAUUAAAGUGGCUUCUCAGAUUGAAAAAAGUUACAUUGAAUCUAAGGCUUUCUCAACUACAAAAUCACCGAACUUUUAACACAUCUAAUUUUUAAAGCCAGUAAUAGAUAUGAUCUAUGUCACUGAGUUAAGACAAUAAAAGUUCUAGUAGAGCUUCAGGAAAAGUUAAGAGAAGUAAAUCAAAAUUUUGAGCUUAAUUCAUUCCUUUUUAUGAUGCAUCUGGCUUAUUUCUUGCUUUUGAUGUUUAGCUGAAGCAAGGAAAGGUUAAAGAGAUUUUACAAAUUGCUUAAACACAUAAAUUUCUGCAUUUCAGGUGUCAGUCUUGAUAGCAAAUCUUAAAAGCUAACUUUCUGCGUUAUAUUUUCAGUCUAUACAAUGUCAGCACAGUGGUAAUGUGGGCUAGAGUUUAUCAUAUUAGAUUGUAAGAAAUUUGUGCUGAUUAACACUACAAACCAGUAAUUUACCCAGCGUUAAUCCACACCACUCACCAAAUAUGAAGAUGUCAAAGAAGUUCGGAGCUUAAUUUAAAUGAUAUGAGAAAUUUGCCUGGGAAUUGAGAGGAGCCUGCUGAUGCGAAUGGUUCAUCAUGCCUUUCUAAUAUGAAUUGGCAAAACUGUGAUAUUGAGUUGCCCCUUAAAAACAACCUUCCAAAAUGUAUUUGCUUGCUUACUAUGGAGUAUGGUGGUUAUCACAUUGGCCUAACCCUUUCAACACACUUAACUACAGAAGAGGAAGUCAGAGGGACAAGAUGAGUUUCCCUGAAGAGAAACAAAUUAUACUGCUUUUCAUCUAAAGGAUGUUUCCUUAUAGCAGACCUUUAGCUUAUUUUAUUAUUAAAGCUACCUUCAGUUUUUUUGUUUGUUUUGUUUUAUGCCAUCAACCUAAGGAGGACAAUCAAAUAACCAACUGUUUGCCUUGGAUCCAGUGUGUCUGCUAAUUACACCAUCUCAUCUUAUAUACCAUCAGACCAGUUACUUGAGUAAACGUCCACCAUAUUACCUUAGUUCUUCCUAUGCCCUUUCCUCUGAACCACCAGAAAACAGAGGGAAGACUUAACUAUCAGAAAGAUGUGAACUUCUAAGAAAGAGAAAGGAUUUCAUCUCACUCUCCUUUUAUCAUUAUCUCUGAAGUCCCUCCCUACAAUUCCCUGAUGGUCCAUGCUGCAACACCAGCAUGGUGGAAAUAGGAGAAAGAUUGUGGGGAAUCCCGAAAGAGUAGCUGAUUGUGGCAUUGUUAUUCUUUUGAACUAUGCAGUUGUGAGCCACUCACACUUGCAGAAAGAGCAGAACUCUUAAGCUUUAUCACAUUGUGAAGAUUAAUAUCUUACCGUUUUCCAGAUUAGCACAGAAGCUUGUAUCAGUGAAGAGUAUUUAGGAGGGCAAUAGGGUGUAAAAUGUACCUGUCUUUUUGAACCUUCUCCCUCUUACUCAUGUUUCCUUCACCCCACCCCACCCCGCCACAUUGUGUUGGUCAGGUGAUACUAUUCUAUGAAACUGAGCUAUAGUUGUCAAAAGUAACCAUGGAAUGUGAUUAGUCCUCUGUGGGUGCUUCUUUCCCUCCUUUCUCUCCCUUGAUUUCUUUCUUACUCCCUCCACUCUGGUAAAUGGAAAAGGUGAUGUCAAAGAAUUGAUGCUUGCUUGGACUCAUGUUGUAUCUGUGACUAUGCUAUUAACUGUCUCCUUUUUCCUUCUUACAUGGGUAGAAUUCUUAUGAAGUGUGGCGUUCCCUUCUUGAAAGUAGGUUUAAUGCACAAUGUGGUACUGUUUUAUAGUUUCUAGAUGGUUGUAUAAAGCAAAAAGUUAAUGUGGUUACGUGUUUUUAAAAGAAAAUAAGUGAUUGGUUAAAAAAAAACUGUUCUUUUUUCAUUAUUACAAGCUUUCUCUGUUUUCCAACAGUUUACUGA